AUGGCCUACAGAGCAUCAACCGGCGACCUCAGCCGCGGCGAGCGCUGGGACAGAGACCGCUUCCUCUACGAGAGAGACCGCGACCGCUACGGCGACGAGCGAGUCCGCUACGAAGAAGACGACCGCGCCUACUCCAGAGAGCCCCGCGGCCUGCCCGCCCGCUUCAGAGACCUGUCCGUGUCCGUCGACAACGAGCGCUACGACCGCCGGCCGCCGCCGCCGGGACGCCCAUACGACGACGAGCACGCCGUGCGCGACCGCCGCUACUACCACGACGACGAGCCUCGCUUCGUGCGGGACCGCCACUCGCCCACCUCGUCCGACUUUGACCGCCGCGUCGUCAUCGAGAAGGAGCGCGUGGCGCGCAGCCCCUCGCCGCGCCGCCGGCCCGCCACCCUCCUGCGGCGCCAGUCGAGCCUCGACACCUUCGACCGCCGCCCGCGGUACUGGGAGCACGAGGAGGAGCAGCAGCAGCGGUACGGCCCGCCCGCCCGCAGGGAGGACUUCCGCCCGCCGACCAACGUGCCCAUCCCGCUGCCGCGCACGCGCGCCCUGCCCCCGCCGCGCCGCUUCGCCGAGCGCGACAGCUACGAGGAGAUACGCGUCUCGGACCCGGACUACUACGGCGACGAGGAGUUCCGCCCUUAUCCGGAGCGCAUCCGCGAGAAGGAGGUCGUGCGCGAGCGCCGGCGGGACCGCAGUCGCAGCCGCGACUCGCACCGCAGCCACCGCAGCGGCGGCGGCCACCACCACCACCUGCACCACCACCGCGGCCGGAGCCACCACGGCACCAGCGUCACGACGAGCACCUCGCGGUCGUCGAGCACGUCGAGCAGCUCGUCGAGCAGCAGCGGCGGCACGACCGUCAAGAGCGAGUACCCCAAGAAGGGCAAGACCAGGAUCCCGGCCCGCCUCGUCUCCAAGAGGGCCCUCAUCGACCUCGGCUACCCGUUCAUCGAAGAAGGCAACACUGUCGUCGUGCAGAAAGCGCUUGGACAGGAGAACAUCGAUGACCUGCUCAAGCUCAGCGAGGACUACAAGCGAAGUGAGAUGGAACUCGUCGUAGCCCGCUCCCACGCCGGCGACAUCAUCGAGGAGCGCCGGCAGGAGGUCUACAUGGCGCCGCCGCCCCAGCCCGCCAUCCAGGCCCCGCCGAUGCACCAGCAGCCCCCGCCGCACUUCAUGCCCGUCCGCAACCCGCCGCCGCCGCCGCCACCCCCACAGAACGUCGAGUUCGUCAACAACACGACCAUCAUCCGCGACGCCUCCCCGGCCCGCAGCUACACGACCUCGACCUCGUCGUACCCGUCGGCCGUCGUCGUCGACGCCCGGCCGCGCGAGAUCUCGGAGGAGAUCCCCGUGGGGCCCCUGGCGCUGGUCACGGCGGACCGGGAGCGCGAGGUCGUGCACCACCACCACCACGGCUCGCACUCGCGGCACCGGUCGCACUCGCGCGUCGGCAAGGAGAUCGUCACGGCGGAGCGGCUGAGCAACGGCGAGCUCGUCGUCUUUGAGGAGCGGGUCGAGAAGAUCGAGGAGCCGAGGCGCGGCGUGAGGAUCGAGAAGGACAAGAAAGGUCCGCCUCCCGGUCUCAUGAGGGCUAUGCUUGCGACUUUGACGUGA
Molecule: messenger RNA, 1623 nt
Organism: Thyridium curvatum
Lineage: Eukaryota; Fungi; Ascomycota; Sordariomycetes; Thyridiales; Thyridiaceae
Exons: 4
Coding region: 1-1623 (540 amino acids)
Source: RefSeq, a predicted model, not a curated record